Molecule: messenger RNA, 448 nt
Organism: Bactrocera tryoni
Lineage: Eukaryota; Metazoa; Arthropoda; Insecta; Diptera; Tephritidae
Exons: 3
Coding region: 29-448 (139 amino acids)
Source: RefSeq, a predicted model, not a curated record
UGAGAGUGAGCUACAACAAAGCGAAGCCAUGUCUUCGACAUGGGAAGGCUCGACGGGAGCAGGUAGCAUGAGUGGCGAAACUAUUAAAAUUACUCUACUAAAAAUGUGCACUUUUUUUUACGAGCUCGAAGACAUUUUUGGGAGCAGAGUUAAUGAAUGUGCCGCAAUCGAAGAUACGAUGACCGCUGAGUAUUUGGAUUUUGAAGGUGCUGUAGAAACUCAGAUAGCAGUACCGAUUGAAGAACCGGAGAGCUCCCAAGGCCCAGAUUGUGUGUUACAUUUAAAUGGUAACGAAAGUUCUGCCGAAAUUAGUUGUACGCCAAGUACGAGCCGUAAGGGCAUAUACAGCAGAACGGGGGUUUCGGAAAUAAUGAAAUUCCAAGCCGAAGUCAUUAGUUUCAAGAAAGAAAAACUAGAAGCAGAAUUGGCAGCAAGAGACAGGGAGUAA